AUUCAAUAUGGCGGCAGAAUCGACAGAAGACAGCGUAGGUGAUGAAAUGUCAGCAAAUGGUAACAGUUCCACUCGAGAUCAAUGGGUAUCGUUCGAGGAAAACUGUGAUGUACCAUUACUGCCACAGCCACCCAGCCAGGACAAUAGUAUGAACUCAGAAAAAUACAUUGAUCGUUUAGAGAAAAAGUUGCAUCAGAUAAAAAAUCCCUCAAACAUAACAAGCAAAAACAUUGUGUCUGCUUUGACUGAAGCAAGAGAAAGCCAGAUGAGCACUAUGAUGGAUGAUGAUACCAGGACUGCAUCUUCACACCAGACAAACAACAAUCGGACGGAUUGGGACGAUGAGAUUGCAAAACCAAGUUGUUGUUGUGUUGUAUUAUAUAACCAUUUAUCUCCAAAACAGGCCAAAACCACACAAGAGGUUGAGUGCCUCCUUGAUGAAGAUGAGUUGGCUAUAGUAAAUUCUGAAUAUGUUGACAAUAAUAUGCCUAAUCAACAAGCAGUAAUGACAUAAUUAAAGUGAAAUGUCUAAUCUUAAAUAUCAAUUUAAGCACAACUAACUUGUUCAUUAGAAUUGUAGAUAAUAUAUUAUGUAG
Messenger RNA from Dendronephthya gigantea, 596 nucleotides. RefSeq lists its product as uncharacterized. Bases 8 to 514 code for a protein of 168 amino acids. Gene Ontology annotation, biological process: cilium organization. The record is from RefSeq and is a predicted model, not a curated record. Lineage: Eukaryota; Metazoa; Cnidaria; Anthozoa; Malacalcyonacea; Nephtheidae. The transcript has 2 exons.